Messenger RNA from Phodopus roborovskii (desert hamster), 812 nucleotides. It is a transcript of the gene Akip1, whose product is annotated as A-kinase interacting protein 1. Gene Ontology annotation, biological process: regulation of non-canonical NF-kappaB signal transduction. Bases 99 to 737 code for a protein of 212 amino acids. The transcript has 6 exons. NCBI's taxonomy places the organism in Eukaryota, Metazoa, Chordata, Mammalia, Rodentia, Cricetidae. The record is from RefSeq and is a predicted model, not a curated record. Gene Ontology annotation, cellular component: nucleoplasm.
GAACACAGGCGUGUCCAGGAAAGCGCUGCGCGCAUGCGCCUAGAGAAGCCGGUCGGGUGGGGGGCCGCACCCAGGCCCCGGGAGGCGGAAGUGGAAACAUGGAGUACUGUCUGGUGGCCGCGGCGCUGAACGGGGUGGACCGGCGCUCGCUGCAGCGCUCGGCUCGGCUGGGGAGGGAAGUGCUGGAGCGCGCCAAGAGAAGGGCAGUGGACUGGCAUUCUCCAGAGCGAUCCAAAGGCAGCGUGGGGGUCCUUUACCGCCAGUGCCCCUAUCAGGAACGAUGGUCGGUCCCCGGUCCCCAGCGCCUCCUAGGAGAGAGAGAAGAAAGGCGCCCCACCCUUAGUGCUUCCUUCAGAACAAUGGCUGAAUUCAUGGACUAUACUUCAAGUCAGUGUGGGAAAUACUACUCGUCUAUGCCAGAGGAAGGGGGGGCAACCCACGUCUACCGUUAUCACAGAAGGAAGCCUCCAGAAAUGCACGUGUACUCAGACAUAGGGCAUGGUCAAGAACAGAGAAACGGCAAAGGAGAGACAUCUGUUGGUCCAGGAAGCAUCUACCAAACUUCAGAGCAUUCUCAAGAGGCACCCUGGCCUCCUGAGAACAUCUCUAAGGACCUCUACAUAGAAGUGUAUCCAGGGACCUAUUCUGUCACGGUGGGCUCAAGCCCCUUAACCAAGAAGACUCAUGUGGUCGCAGUUGACUCAGGGCAAAGCGUGGACUUGGUCUUCCCCGUAUGAAGCUGACCAUUGCUGCCAUUAUUUCACUCUUUAAGUAACAAGAAGAAUAAAGCUACAUUAUAAUUGCCUUAAUAA